AUGACGUGUAAGUUACCUCAUCAUACUGUUCUUCAUUUUGAUCGAAAUAUCAAAACUAGUGAAAAUGAGAAACCAAAACAAACUUCCUCACUCUCCCCCAGAGCCGAAGUGUUCUUACCAAAGAAUGAAGUCGUUACAAAUGCCACAACAUGUACAGGACAAUUUAGUUAUUCUAAAGGUGAAGCAAAACGUGUAUUACUGUGUACUGCUCUCAUUAAAGUUAGUGAUUCCAAUGGUAAAGCCAUCCCUUGCAGGGCUUUACUAGACUGUGGCAGUGAAGCCAGCUUUAUAAGUGAAGAGUGUGUCAGUAAACUAAAGUUAGGUAGAUUUAACAAAAAAAUUGAAGUAUCGUGCCUUGGUUCGUUCAACACUGUAACAAGUGGAGAAGUGGAAUUAAUUUUUACCCCGCACUUUGAGUCAAAUUCCAAAUUUCGAACAUAUGCAUUCGUGAUUCCAAGGAUAACUUCAGAUGUGCCUAACGUGUCGCUUCCUUCUAAAAUUGCGAAUCAUUUUGACGAUCUAGUCUUAGCUGAUCCUAAGUUCUAUGAAAGAAAACCUAUAGAUAUUUUGUUAGGUGUAAAUGUAUUUUUUACUAUGCUUAAGGGAGACAUCAUAAAGAGAGGAGAAUCAUUACCCUUUGCAAUUUGUUCUCAGUUGGGUUGGAUCAUUUCCGGGAACACUAUUACUGAUGAUUCGAAUCUAACUAACACUUUUACAGUGAAUAAUCUUCAGUUGAAUACAAACGAAUUAGUUGAAAGAUUUUGGUCUUUAGACUCCAUUCCUGAAGUCAAACGUAUUUCAAGUGAAGAUAAAAAAUGUGAAGAGUUCUUUAAAACAACACACUUCCGUGAUCAAAAUGGUCGUUAUGUAGUGAAACUUCCAUUUAAGGAUAACCCUUCAAGGUUGGGUAAUUCUAAAGAUCUUGCUUUACAAAGAUUUAAAUCUUUAGAGAGAAAUCUCUUAAGAUCUCCUGAUACAUAUGAUAUGUAUAAACAUUUCAUGAAGGAAUACUUGGAUCUCGGGCACAUGGAACCAGUCCGUAGUUCAGAGUCCCCAAGUCAGGCAUACUACAUGCCACAUCAUGCAGUAAUUAAGGAAUCUAGCUCUACGAGUAAAAUACGUGUGGUAUUUAAUGCUACUAAUGAUUGUUUGGUAGGUGCUCAAAACACUGAAGAGUGCAAAAAUCUAGUAAAUCAACUCUUGCAAAUGUUAGAACGUGGAGGAUUUCUUCUGCGUAAAUGGUCAUCCAAUGACUUGUCAGUGUUAGAGAAUAUACCCCAGGAGUUGAGAAAUGAUUCUGAGGCUAUGAAAAUUCAAGACGAUAGCUCAAUCAAAGUUUUAGGAAUUAAUUGGAACCCCCGUGAAGACUACUUUAACUUUUCCGUAUCCAUUUCUGGUGAAAAAGUUUAA
Molecule: messenger RNA, 1410 nt
Organism: Stegodyphus dumicola
Lineage: Eukaryota; Metazoa; Arthropoda; Arachnida; Araneae; Eresidae
Source: RefSeq, a predicted model, not a curated record